AUGUUGCUGUACAGAAUAGGAGACUUCCUCGGAUUGUUUUUACUCUUGGUUUUGCAAAUCGCCGAGGCUCGAAUCGUUCACAAGGUUUGUAGCGUUAUGAGUUGUGUAAAAAGGGAGCUCUUGAAACUUCUUUAAACUAGGUACUUUUCUGAGAUGAGAAAAGACACGUUAAAGUCGUAGAAGUACAUCAAAAGCCUGUUUGAAAGUACAUUUUGAAAGCUCUUGCUCAUUUUUUCCUGAAAACUCAGAAUUAAUUAAUACUGAAACAUUAAGAAGCUAUUUUAGGACUUCGAAAAAAUUUCGGCUUCAUAAAACUUCCAAACGAGUCGAAACUAUGAGUUAGUAUCAAUGAUACUGUAUCAUCCCGAAAAUUAUUUUAAUAAACUCAGCCGCGAGAGUUCCGAUGCGGCAGAAUGGUGGUGUUCGGAGACAGCCUAUCGGACGACGGAGUCGAGGCCGAAGGAGAGAGCCACGGCUUUCUCAGAAAUAGCAAUGGAAAGGUCUGGCCAGAGUACGCCCAUGAGAUGCUCGGCUGCGAUCAGGUAGAACCAUGUUCUUUUUUUCAAUUUCUCCUUUUUCUGUUCAGUACCUCAACUACGCCUACAGCGGUGCCAAGAGCGGCAUCGGUAAUUUUUACUUCGACACUUUUUCCGGCAUCCAAUGGCAGACCAACCAGUUUCUCCUAUCCCACAAAUACCUCGUCGACGGUUAGAAAAUACUCAAAAAGCGAAUUCUAAUCUGACAUGUAGAUCCUCUGAUAAUCAUUCAAACCGGCGGGGUCAUCGACUUCUUCGCCGGCGCCAACGAUUCGACGACUGUUGUAGAGAACAUCCAGAAUACUAUUCAUAAUAUCACGCAGGUUAUUGGAGGAUUUCUCGAACUUUCGUCUCGAACCAAACCGACCAAUCACAGCAGCCUAACCAAGCUGAACUUGCAGACGAUGACGUCAGGAACUCUGAUCGUCCUGACCUUGAUGGACUUGAGUUCUUCACCUGGCAUCCGAGCCGCCGAGGACUCUUCUCAGCUGCAACAUCGGCUGGGGACUCUUGUCGCCGAAACUAACAGGGUAUUCACUUCAUGCACAACUAUCUCAAGAGAUACUCAAAAAAGACUUCGAAGAACCUUUCCAAACUGUAUAGAAACUCUUUUGAACAUUGUCUCAACUGAUUAGUGAUUGAACUAUAUCAGAAGAUUUCCAUUUUAUGCCGUUUCUUCCAGCAACUCCACUACAUCGUCCUGGACUCGGACAUCGGCACGCGACGUCUGAAUCCGUUCCUUAGGGUCAAACUGGUCGACGUCAAUCCCAUCGUACUUGCCGCCAUGCAGUCGCUCAACACUACCGAGCCUUUCAGUCAUCAUUUGCCCGACCUUUUGUGAGUUUUUUAGGAAGUUUUUUUUUUCUAAUUCAUGUAAUUUUGUUCUAGGCAUGUUUAGAAGCUGUAGUUGUAGUGGCCAAAGCUUUGAAAUUGAAAAAAUUCAAAAAUUGGAGAAUUAUGCUAUCUUUUCCAUUUUUUUUUCUUGGAAGCUCGAACAAAAACCGAUCAUUUUUCUUGAGCUUACAUGUCAAAACUUAAUCUUAAUGAAAAAAAUUUAAAAAAAUUUUUUUAACUGUUUUGAGUGCUUCCAAACAUAUCCAGCACCUUUUCCAAAGUAAUCCCUAUUUUUCUGAUUUUAAAAUCUAAUAAAUGAGUUUCAAAACUUUCAACCGAUCGAAAAAAAGUUACUGAAAACUUGGAUUUAUUUUUAUUUUUCAAAGUCCCUAACCUUCUUCGGAGCAUAAAAAGACUUCAAGUUCGAGUUUCAGAAAUAUUUUUAAUUACCUAUAAAUUAUUCCAGAAGCUUAAUGUAGCCUUUAAUUUGCUUAAAAUCAUUUUUUCUUUGAUCAAAUAUCCUAAAGACCCUAAACAUUCAAGUUUGGAAACUCAGACCUCAAUCGAUCUACCGGUACGCGUUCCACGACCUCUGGAACCCGUCAACGUUUGUUCACUGGCACCUGGCCAAAGAGAUCGUCCGCACUCUCCAACAGUUCUAA
Molecule: messenger RNA, 2032 nt
Organism: Caenorhabditis auriculariae
Lineage: Eukaryota; Metazoa; Nematoda; Chromadorea; Rhabditida; Rhabditidae
Source: the annotation of a GenBank genome assembly